AUGGCUCUAGAGGACGUACUUCGAGCACAGGAGCUGGAAGCAGCACGGGAGGCCGAAGUUCAACGAAUCCUCAAUUGUGCUGCUGGCGACUAUUUCGCUAUACUUGAGAUAAAUCCCCUCUUCGACCGCAGCUCUCUACAAAGUAGAGUGACAAAGUGGUACAGGAAGAAGUCGUUAUUGAUACAUCCGGAUAAGACUAAACAUGAAGAUGCGCCUAAAGCGUUUGACUUGCUAAAAAAGGCGGAGCUGGUGCUUUCCGCUGACAAUUCUGACGACAGUGAGGAAGGAAAGAAGAAAGCGCUGGAAAGAAAUGCUCUACAGGAGAUCUACGAGACAAUUGCCAAUAAUCUCGAUGUGGAUGUUGUGGAGGACUUUAACAGUCGACAGAAUAUCGUGAUAAGAGAGAAGGUAGCACAAACACUAGAACACCAGGCGAAGGCAAUGGAAGUGGAGAGGCUAUAUCAGCAGAGAGAAGACGUGCACAGAAGCGAAGAAGUGAAGAACGCUGCAAAGGAUAGAGAACUACGAAAGAAAUGGGAAGCGCGUUGGGAAGAGGAUAGAGACUCUCGAGUGGAGCUGUGGAGGAAAUAUAAGGUUGGCAAGCCAAAGAAGAAGAAGGCCGCCAAGACAAAGAAGGUACUUGUAUAA
This is a messenger RNA of Candidozyma auris, 648 nucleotides long. RefSeq lists its product as uncharacterized. The coding region runs from base 1 to 648 and encodes 215 amino acids. The record is from RefSeq and is a predicted model, not a curated record. The transcript has a single exon. Lineage: Eukaryota; Fungi; Ascomycota; Pichiomycetes; Serinales; Metschnikowiaceae.